Capsella rubella is the source of this 1419-nucleotide messenger RNA. RefSeq names its product mitogen-activated protein kinase kinase kinase 18. Gene Ontology annotation, molecular function: protein kinase activity; ATP binding. The coding region runs from base 231 to 1241 and encodes 336 amino acids. The transcript has a single exon. The record is from RefSeq and is a predicted model, not a curated record. Gene Ontology annotation, biological process: protein phosphorylation. Lineage: Eukaryota; Viridiplantae; Streptophyta; Magnoliopsida; Brassicales; Brassicaceae.
UGGACGAUUACAUAUACACACAAUUAUUUAUCUUUUGGCUUUGGUAGAUAAACUCGAUGUUACCAAAAGUAUACACUAUCUAAUUACCAAACCAAAACAACAAUCUAAAACCCUUAUAUAUAUAUACUCUUCUUUGUAAUAACAGAGUGAAAAGCAAACACAUACAAAAAAAAAAAAAAAAAUCACCAUUCUUUCUUUAAUUUACUCUCAUCGUAUUUAUCAUUCUCCAAAUGAAUUGGACUAGAGGAAAAAUUGUAGGCCGUGGCUCAACAGCCACCGUUUCCGCCGCCACCUGUCAAGAAUCCGGCGAAACAAUCGCUGUGAAAUCCGCCGAGUUUCACCGGUCGGAGUUCUUGCAAAGAGAAGCUGAGAUUCUUUCUUCUUUAAAUUCUCCACACGUCAUCGGAUACAGAGGAUGCGCAAUUACGAAAGAGCCCUCCUCCAACAACGACGGAGAAGCUACGACUUACAAUCUCCUCAUGGAGUACGCGCCGUACGGAACGUUGGCCGACGUGGCCUCCAAGAACGGUGGUUUCCUCGAGGAGGCUCGCGUCGUGAAGUACACGCGCCAGUUGCUUCUUGGAUUGGAGUAUAUCCACAACUCCAUGGGAAUUGCGCAUUGCGACGUCAAGGGAAGCAACGUGUUGAUCGGAGAGAACGGAGAAGCCAAGAUCGCUGAUUUCGGGUGUGCGAAACGGGUCGAACCGGAAAGAACAGAACCGGUUAGAGGAACUCCGGCGUUUAUGGCUCCGGAAGUGGCCCGAGGAGAGAGACAAGGGAGAGAGAGCGAUAUCUGGGCGGUGGGAUGUACGGUGAUAGAGAUGGUUACCGGGUCGACGCCGUGGAGUGGAGCGGGUUGGAACGACCCGGUAUCGGUGCUUUACAGGGUCGGGUAUCUAGGGGAGUCACCAGAGCUGCCUUGCUCGCUUACGGAACAAGCAAAGGAUUUUUUAGGAAAGUGUUUGAAAAAAGAAGCCAAGGAGAGAUGGACAGCGAGUCAACUGUUGAACCAUCCGUUCUUGAUAACUAAACCGGAAAUGAUGGUAACCAGUUUGGUUACGAACUCACCGACAAGUGUGACGGAUCAGAUGUUCUGGAGAUCAGUGGAAGAGUCAGAGGACCGUCCAAGCUGGUGGGAAUGUCACGAGGAUGAGAGAAUUGGAGUGCUAAGCUGUUCUGGUCAGUUUGUGGUGGACUCCACAUGGGAUAUGGACGGUGCUGAUUGGAUCACGGUCCGAUGAUUAGUCGGUUCACUUGAGGGAUGGAGCGUUUGGUUAUUUCCCGAUUCAUUUUAGUCAAAAAGAAAUGUUGUUUUAGAUAUGCAUAAUAGGCUUUGGUUUAGGAUCAUUGAAAAUUUUGGAUUUGAGAGUGAAUGUAGAAGCAGUAUAGAAUUGAUGAGGUUUCAGAGAAUUUCAUGUA